This is a messenger RNA of Perkinsus marinus ATCC 50983, 1787 nucleotides long. RefSeq lists its product as hypothetical. The record is from RefSeq and is a predicted model, not a curated record. Lineage: Eukaryota; Perkinsozoa; Perkinsida; Perkinsidae. Bases 19 to 1683 code for a protein of 554 amino acids. Gene Ontology annotation, molecular function: proton-transporting ATP synthase activity, rotational mechanism; ATP binding; ADP binding. The transcript is spliced from 14 exons. Gene Ontology annotation, biological process: proton transmembrane transport; proton motive force-driven ATP synthesis.
CUCCUUCCCACUUCUGUGAUGCUAUCUCGACUUCUCACUCGCGGGGCCCCUCUCCGAGCUACUACAGCCAGCCUCGGUCGCCUCUAUACCACAACUCGACUACUUCACACCACCGCUCCUCGAUUCGCUGCCAAGGUAUCCCCGGCAGAGGUCACUUCCAUCCUCGAGGAGCGUAUCGCUGGUUUCAAGGACCACAAGGACGUGGACGAGGUCGGCCUGGUCCUGUCAGUCGCUGAUGGCAUUGCUCGUAUCUACGGCCUUAACAACGUCCAAGCUGGUGAAAUGGUUGAGUUCUCCUGCGGUUUGAAAGGCAUGGCUUUGAACUUGGAAACCGACAAUGUUGGUGUUGUGGUAUUCGGUGAGGAUCGCAACAUCCUCGAGGGUGACAGCGUUAAGCGCACUAAGGCUAUUGUGGACGUCCCUGUCGGCAAGGAGCUCCUUGGCAGAGUUGUCGACGGUCUCGGUAACCCCAUCGAUGAUAUGGGCCCUAUCAAUGCCAAACUCCGCAGUCGUGUCGAAGUGAAGGCCCCUGGUAUCAUCCCACGCCAAUCUGUGAGUGAGCCUAUGAGCACUGGUCUCAAGGCUGUGGACUCCCUAAUUCCAAUUGGCCGUGGGCAGCGUGAGCUUAUCAUUGGUGAUCGCCAAACCGGGAAGACUGCCAUCGCUGUUGAUACCAUCCUGAACCAGAAACAAGUGAAUGAGAACCCCGACCCUACCAAACAUCUGUACUGCGUGUAUGUCGCUAUCGGGCAGAAGCGCUCGACUGUGGCGCAAAUCGUCGAAAUCCUGAGGAAAUUCGGUUGUAUGUCCUACUCGACGGUCGUCGCUGCUACCGCCUCUGACCCCGCGCCUUUGCAGUAUCUGGCGCCUUACUCUGGCUGCGCUAUGGGAGAGUACUUCCGUGAUAACGGAAUGCAUUCCGUGAUCGUUUAUGAUGAUCUUUCGAAGCAAGCAGUCGCCUAUAGGCAGAUGUCUUUGUUGUUGAGAAGACCUCCGGGACGAGAGGCCUACCCUGGUGAUGUUUUCUACCUUCACUCACGUCUCCUGGAGCGCGCUGCUAAGAUGAACGCCCGCACUAAGAAGGGCGGCAGCUUGACGGCCCUUCCCAUCAUCGAGACUCAGGCUGGUGAUGUGUCUGCGUUCAUCCCGACUAAUGUCAUCUCCAUCACUGACGGGCAGAUCUUCUUGGAAUCUGAGCUUUUCUACAAGGGUAUCCGUCCUGCCGUCAACGUCGGUUUGUCGGUGUCUCGAGUUGGCUCGGCUGCCCAGACUAAAGCGAUGAAACAGGUGGCUGGUACGUUGAAGUUGGAAUUGGCACAGUAUCGCGAGGUGGCGGCCUUUGCCCAGUUCGGUUCUGAUUUGGAUCAGGCUACGCAACAACAGCUGUUGAGAGGUGGUAUUCUUACUGAGCUCCUGAAACAGAAGCAGUACAGUCCGAUGGCUACCGAAGUUGAAGUCGUGACCAUCUACGCUGGCGUUCGCGGAUACCUCGAUAAGAUUGCUCAGAAGGAGAUCCCGAGGUUUGAGACUAUGUGGUUGGAGCACGUGUCACAAAACCAUCCGGACAUUUUGAAGGCGAUCAGGGCGGAGCACCUCAUUUCGGACACGACCGAGGAGAACCUCAAAAACGCUAUGGAGGAGUUCCUCACCAUCAACGAGUUCGAAGCCCGUGCUGCCCACUAAGGGAAUUUCGUGGCGCGUGACGGUGGAGAAGAGUACGAUGACGAUGUAUUCCUUUUUCUUCAGCAUUGUGACGACUAUUGUGUGGCCUGUCGUCUGAGACCCUU